GGCGGGGCGGGAGCCACCUCUGCCAGCAACAUGUUCAAGGUAAUUCAGAGGUCUGUGGGGCCAGCCAGCCUGAGUCUGCUCACCUUCAAAGUCUAUGCAUCACCUAAAAAGGAUUCACCUCACAAAACUUCCGUGAAGGUUAAUGAGCUUUCACUCUACUCCGUUCCUGAGAGUCCAUCUAAAUAUGUGGAUGAGCCAAGGACCCAACUUGAAGAAAGCAUCUCACAUAUCCGACAUUAUUGCGAGCCAUACACAAGUUGGUGUCAGGAAAUGUACUCACAAACUAAACCCAAGAUGCAGAGCUUGGUUCAGUGGGGGUUAGACAGCUAUGAAUAUCUCCAAAAUGCACCUCCUGGAUUUUUUCCAAGACUUGGUGUUAUUGGUUUUGCUGGCAUUCUUGGACUUCUUUUGGCUAGAGGUUCAAAAAUAAAGAAGUUGGUGUAUCCCCCUGGGUUCAUGGGAUUAGCUGCCUGUCUUUAUUAUCCACAACAAGCCAUCGUGUUUGUCCAGGUCAGCGGGGAGAAAUUAUAUGACUGGGGUUUACGAGGAUACAUAGUCGUAGAAGAUUUGUGGAAGGAGAACUUUCAAAAGCCAGGAAAUGUGAAGAAUUCACCUGGGAAUAAGUAGACUGCUCCAUGGCUCUGCCCAUUUUAAUCAGUUAUAGGUAAACAUUGGAAACUCCGUGCGGUAAACCAGUAUUUCUACAGAAAAAAUGGCAGAGAAGUCAGUACUGAAUGUAGUAAAUUGGCUUUCUUCUUCAGGAAAAACUAAACGAGACUUCUUUGUUAUCUUGGGUGAUACCAUACUCCAAGUGGA
This is a messenger RNA of Panthera uncia (snow leopard), 816 nucleotides long. Its product is annotated as MICOS complex subunit MIC26-like. The coding region runs from base 31 to 627 and encodes 198 amino acids. The record is from RefSeq and is a predicted model, not a curated record. Gene Ontology annotation, biological process: cristae formation. The transcript has a single exon. Lineage: Eukaryota; Metazoa; Chordata; Mammalia; Carnivora; Felidae. Gene Ontology annotation, cellular component: MICOS complex.